Molecule: messenger RNA, 2515 nt
Organism: Apis cerana (Asiatic honeybee)
Lineage: Eukaryota; Metazoa; Arthropoda; Insecta; Hymenoptera; Apidae
Cellular component (GO): nucleus
Molecular function (GO): metal ion binding
Source: RefSeq, a predicted model, not a curated record
UUAUAAUGGUUAUAUUAGAUUAGAGAGUUUGUUAGAGUAUAUUGUUAAUUAAUUGGUAAGAACGAUGGCUUCCUUGGUUGCAGAUUAUGGAACUUCCUCAAGCUCAGAAAGUAAUAGUGAUGAUAUUUCGGAUGAUGCCGAUAACACUCACAGAAAUUUAAACUUUUAAAAUGAAUUAUUAUUACUACAUCUUUAACAUUAUAUUUUGCACAAAGGAAGAGGAAGAAGAAGAUGAUGAAGAAGAAGAAAAUAAUGAAAACAAUGAAAUAUGUAAAACAGCUUCCAAAGAAAAACUUCCAUUACCAACUCCAGAUUUUAAUGGCAUACCUACAAUGAAAACUUCAGUCUUCUCAAAUCCAUUUGUUGAAGCAGAAAAAGCAAAAAGUGCAAUUCUUGAAAAACAUGUGAAAAUGACUCCAACUCUUGAUGAUACAAAAAUGAUAAAUGGUAAAAAAAUUUGUUGGAAUUAUAGAAAAGGUAGAUGCCGGUUUGGACAUAAUUGUACUUUUGCACAUGAUUCUGAUUUACAUCGUACAGCAACUGAAUUAGAAACAAUUAGAACACCACAAGAAACAAUUAUUUGUCAAACUCCUUAUAAUGGUCAAGUUUCCAUUAAUGAUGAUGAUGAAAUAGAUCAAGAAAAUAAUCAAAUGAAUAGGCGUAAGAAGAGGCCAGGAUUAAGUCAAUCUUUAAUACCAAGCAAGAAAGUCUUAAAAAUGUACAAAGCACAACAAGCUAAAGCUAUUAGUAGGUAAAUGUAAUUAUAUCAAAUAUAUAUAAGUAAUGUUAACAUAUAAUUAGCUGCUCUGAAAUAGAAACAACUUAUAACUUUUAAAACUCAAAUGAAUUCAUACAAAUGGAAUUGAUUAUAAGCUGCAUAAAAAAUAAUAAUCAAAAAGCAUUAAAAUGCUUUAUAAAAGAGCUGCAUAAAAAAUAAUAAUCAAAAAGCAUUAAAAUGCUUUAUAAAAGAGCAAACUAAGAAAAUAAUCAUUUCUUUAUAUAUGAAUAAAAAAAUUAAAAGAAUAAAUAAAUAAAAUGAAAUGAAAAUAUAUGCUUCCAAAUAAAAUUUUGCAGAGAACAAUAUACAUGCAGAUUAUGCCUAUUUCAAAAUCCAUGAAAAUUUCAAGAUUAUUUAAUAUUUAAUAUUUCUAAAAAAAGUGUUCGUUAUGUAUAUAAAGAAUAGAAUUUAAUUGUAUAAUUAAUACUUCCAGGGACCUGUAUAAGUGAAUCAUAAUUCAUUAUGUCUUGCAUGCAAAUAGUUUUAUAAAUAUAUUUCUAUUUAUACUUGGUAUUCUUAACUUGCCCAUGAAACACAAAACAUGUCUUCUUAUAUUUUGUUAUGUAAUUUAAUUAUAUGUCUAUAUAUGUCUCUUUAAAAAGAGACAAUUAUUUAAAAAUUUUUUUUCAUCAGAAUUCUGAAGAAUUUAUAAGUAGUAAGAAAUAAAUAUUCUACUUAAAUAUUAUAUAAAAUAUCACUACAGCUUUAAUAAAAAUUUUUAGAUACUGUUUAAUGUACAGAAUAAAAAUUAUCCAUAUAAAAGUGAUGUGUAUGUAAAGAAAGAAUUAUAUAAGUUAUGUACAAUAUUGUUAAUAUUUUUUCUUAGUAAGUAUUUAAUAUUUAAUUUAGGUAUCAAUAAUUAUGCAAUUAUAACAAUGAUAUAUGAAAAAAGAAAAAAACAAUUACGCUUCCACUAUGCAUUAUUUUUUACAUAAUGUUAUAAGAUAUAAAAUAGGACUUUAUAAUUCUACAUGGAAAAUAGAAAUAUAAAUGUUUAUUAAUUUUGAUUUCAUCAAUGAAAUAUUAUAUAAUUUCUGCCUUUAAAUUUUCCCAUUUAAAUAUUUUUAUUAUUAAAAUUUUUCGUUAUUGUAUAUUAUAACAAAUGUAUAUUUUAUAUACAUUUUAAACUUUAUUAAAUUUAUUUAAAUUUCAUAAAGCAUAUACAAAAUUGAUAUGUAUGAACGUUAUCUAACUUGUUUCUUUAAAGUUUAAUUUUGAUAGAUUAAUAUCAUUGUCAUAAAUAAUUAGAAUUUGAAUUUGGUAAAUAUACUAUGAAAGUUACUAAAAAUAAAAUAAAAAUAAAAAUGUUUGCAAAAGAAAUAUUUUAUAUUUUGUUUAGAUAAUUUUUUAUUUAAUAAGUUCUUUUUAAAAUAAUUUGUAAAAAGAACUAUAACAUUUUCAUUCAAAGAUUUGAUAUUCUAGAAUAGAUAAUUCUUAUAAAAAUUUAACAAUAAAACAAUUAAGAAAAGUGUAUAGAAUCAUGUGAAAAUUACUUCAAUUAAAAAAUAUAAUCUUUCAAAAAAAAAAGUUUUAUUUGCUAAAAUGAUUUUAUAUGCAUUAAUUUAACACAUAUAAAAAAAAAAUGAAUUUGUUAAUCUAAAAAGCGAAUGUAAAAUGCGAAAAUAUUUAUGCAUUGAAAAAUGUUAUAUUUUAUAAGUUUUUCUUUUUUAUUUUUAUUAGUAAUAAGUUUAUGAAAAAAUGUUUUGAAAGUAGCAAUAAAUUUCAAUGAUCAAGAAA